CAAAAUUAUAAGUAAACAUUCCAACAAUGUCUUCUAAAAUGGAAAUACUUGCUAAGCCUUUGAGGCAAAGACAGCUGCCGUUAAACGAAUGUGUUAAAGUUGUAGUCAGGUGUAGACCGAUCAGCAAGAAAGAAGUCGAAGACAAUCAUGUUUCUAUUAUCAAAGUCGUGCCUGAAAGGGGACUUAUACAAAUUUGUAAUCCGGCACAUGAUAAUGCUAAGAAAAUUUUUACAUACGACUGUGCCUAUGAUUGUAAUACAACACAGACCAUGUUAUAUGAUGAAGUUGUUAGACCAUUGGUGUCUUCGGUGCUAACUGGUUUUAACGGCUGUGUUUUUGCUUAUGGACAAACUGGGACGGGUAAAACUUAUACAAUGGAAGGAGAUGCUGAUCAAGUAGGAGUAAUACCAAAAAGUUUUGAACAAAUCUGGAACCAUAUUAAUAGGACAAACAAUACAAAUUUUUUAGUAACCACUUCAUAUCUUGAGAUAUAUAUGGAGGAGCUCAAAGAUUUAUUAAACAAAAACAAUGACAAGAAUUUAGAAAUUCGUGAACGUGAAGGCUGGGGCACAUAUGUCCCUGAUUUAACCUCAGUGGUUUGCAAAAGCGUGGAGGACAUGAUGCGUGUAAUGCGCAAAGGCAAUAAAAAUAGAACAAUCGGCCAUACAAACAUGAACACACACAGCUCGAGGUCUCAUGCUGCUUUUAUGAUAACCAUAGAAAUGUGUGAUACAUUCACAAACAGUGUUACUGUUGGUAAACUUAAUUUAAUUGAUUUAGCAGGUAGCGAGAGGCAAAAUAAAACUGGAGCUACUGCUGAACGUUUGAAAGAAGCAAGUAAAAUCAAUAAGUCCUUAAGUUCUUUAGGAAAUGUUAUAUCAGCUCUAGCAGAAAAUUCUCCACACAUUCCAUACAGGGAUUCUAAGUUAACAAGGUUAUUACAAGAUUCAUUAGGAGGCAAUUCUAAAACUAUCAUGAUUGCAAAUAUUGGGCCGGCUAGCUACAAUUAUGAUGAAACUUUGACCACUUUAAGAUAUGCUCAUCGUGCUAAAACUAUACAAAAUCUUCCAGUUGUUAAUGAAGAUCCUAAAGAUGCUAAAGUCAGGGAAUACCAGAGUGAAAUCACUCGUCUAAAGGCUUUGAUUGAAGAACGCAAACUGAAAGAGAUUGAAGACCGAAAGAAGACCACCAGGCACAAGAUUGAAAUGGAUAAAUUAGCUCAGGAGAAUAAUAAAGAAGAAAUGGCUAGGAGGAGAGAAAUGAUGAAGAAAGAAGAGGAAUUAAGGCGUAAGCAACUUGAAGAUGAAAGAAUGACCACAGAAGCUUUGGCUAAACAAUUAGAACAUUUGGAAAGUCAGUUGGUACGAGGUGGAGUCAAUAUAAUUGACAGUGUGGCUGAAAAUCAGAUUGAACUGGAGGAACGUUUAGCAGCCAUUGCAGAGAGGAAACAGCGUGAAAUUGAGAUGCAACAGAAAUUAAUGCAGGAGGAGGAAACAACCUUAGGUAUAAGAGAGACUUACAGCUCUCUGCAGCAAGAAGUUGAAGCCAAGACAAAGAAAAUAGAAGAGAUAAACAGCAAAAUCCAAGCAGCAAAACAAGAAUUGCAGGAUUUAAAAGAUGAGCACAUUCGUGACCGUACAGAAUUAGAAUUGACACAAAAUGCUUUAGUGAAAGAAAUGAAAUUAAAAUUGAUGAUUAUUGAUAAUUUUAUACCAAAUGAAAUCAAAGAUAAAUUUUAUGCAAAUGCAAAGUUUGAUGAAGAUUUGGACAUAUGGACAGUUGCAAUAACUAAAGAAAUGUUGCCACCAAGACGACCGAUAUCCAAACCAGGACGGCGCAGGCCUAUUUCUGAGGUCUCUUUGGUUAAAAGACAUUACCCUGGCUUGGCAGGUAUACGUCACAGAGGUGAGAAUAUUAUUGAGUAUGACUUGGACAUGCCAUUUCGCACCACAUUUGAAUACGAAGCCCCAACAGUGUCCCCAGCGUUACAAUCAGUAUUAGAAGAUGCUUUACAACCAGAAGGAGAUUUAGAAAUCACUUCACCCCGUCAACCGUUCUUCAGAACUGCCCAAAUCAUGAAAAGACCUAGUACAACAAACCGACACAAUCAAAACUAUUCAGCAUCUGGUACUAAGUUAUCUAGACCGAAGACUACUUCAGUUGGGAAUAUUAUGGGGGCCAAUAAGGAGGGCGGGGUGUAUCCUAAGACUAGGGGGCUUGUGCCGAAAUGAAUGUUGCUUAGGUUGCUCAUAUUCUUGUUGCACGUUUAUGUAUUAGUUUAUGUGUAAUGGUAAUGGACACAGGGAUAAAAACGUUUGAAAGUU
This is a messenger RNA of Ctenocephalides felis (cat flea), 2324 nucleotides long. It is a transcript of the gene Klp68D, whose product is annotated as kinesin-like protein Klp68D. Gene Ontology annotation, molecular function: microtubule motor activity; microtubule binding; ATP binding. The coding region runs from base 27 to 2231 and encodes 734 amino acids. NCBI's taxonomy places the organism in Eukaryota, Metazoa, Arthropoda, Insecta, Siphonaptera, Pulicidae. Gene Ontology annotation, biological process: microtubule-based movement. The transcript is spliced from 6 exons. The record is from RefSeq and is a predicted model, not a curated record.